AUGGCCUUAGCUAACAGAACUGCGCCUCCCACAGUGGAAAACCUCAAGGCCAUACUCCUGGCUGAUGGCUCCCACACACACCCUCCCUCACUCUUAUUAAUCUGUGUCUUCUUCCUUGAACUGCAGGGUCCUGACUGGACACUCUGGGAUGAUUCCCCUCCUACACCAGCAAGUACUGGCCUGGGUGUGAGAAACUUAAAUGCGCUGUUGGUGUGGUUACGAAUUACCUUGUCUGAUACUAAAACUCCUGGGUGGGCACUCAGUAUACCCAAGGAAGAGCAGAAGGGCCCACCUCAGUGUCCCUGCUCCUCUCCUGCUGCAGCUGGCCCUGGGUUGGCUUUCUUCCUUCUCCUCCAUGCACCAAAGGGGAGCCACAGCAGCGCUGUACCACAAAUGAAUGCCCCUGCCUCUACACACAGUGCAGGCCCCACAGCGCCUCCUUCCCGCGCUGUUCUGCCAAGGCUCAUUCCACACUCAGCAAAGACACUUUCCAGGAGCUUCUGGGUUUCCACUUCCUCCGCCACUGUCAUCAUCUGGGUGCCCUGUGGAGAACUGCGCCCUUCAAGAAGGGAGCUGACACUUUGUUCUGAAGACAGUGUCCUUUGCUUUACAGAAGCUUUUCAGUUUCAUGAGGUCCCAUUUAUCGAUUGUUGCUCUUAGAGCCUGUGCUGUUGGUGUUCUGUUCAGGAAGUUGUCUCCUAUGCCAAUGAGUUCAAGACUCUUCCCCACUUGUUCUUCUAACAGGUUUAGCGUAUCCAUUUUUAUAUGGAGGUCUUUGAUCCACUUGUAUUUUAGUUUUGUGCAGGGUGAUAAGUAUGGAUCUAUUUGCAUAUUGGGAAAGGAUCUUCA
This is a messenger RNA of Meriones unguiculatus (Mongolian gerbil), 849 nucleotides long. RefSeq lists its product as uncharacterized. The transcript is spliced from 3 exons. The record is from RefSeq and is a predicted model, not a curated record. NCBI's taxonomy places the organism in Eukaryota, Metazoa, Chordata, Mammalia, Rodentia, Muridae. The coding region runs from base 1 to 660 and encodes 219 amino acids.